Molecule: messenger RNA, 1052 nt
Organism: Gambusia affinis (western mosquitofish)
Lineage: Eukaryota; Metazoa; Chordata; Actinopteri; Cyprinodontiformes; Poeciliidae
Gene: trpt1
Product: tRNA phosphotransferase 1
Exons: 7
Coding region: 220-894 (224 amino acids)
Biological process (GO): tRNA splicing, via endonucleolytic cleavage and ligation
Molecular function (GO): tRNA 2'-phosphotransferase activity
Source: RefSeq, a predicted model, not a curated record
UACAGGCGGAGGUGUGAAACAGACAGGAAGUGAAAACAAGCAGGACGACUGCUGAAUCUACUGACCAAAAUAAUAUGGGCGACUGCUUCUUAGAUAUAAUUAUAGAGCAGGGCUGACACUACUAAAUAAAGCGUAAAGUUGUCACGGUAAAAUGUAGGUUAAUUCAAUUAAUAAUUCCUUCCAAAUUUCCAGCACAAGGUCUGAUCUACCUGUAUUUUAAUGGACAGAGGAAGAGGAGGAAAAAGAGGAGGCAGAGGGAAGCGUAGUGAGGAGGACAAAGAUGUUCAUCUGUCUAAAUCCAUGUCUUAUGUGCUUCGUCAUGGAGCCACACAGAUGGGACUUCAAAUGACUGCAGAUGGCUUCUUGUUUGUGGAGGACCUCCUGGUUCACCCACAGUUCCACUUGUACACAUUAGAAGAUGUAGAGAGAGUCGUAUCAACAAAUGACAAGCAGCGCUUCAAGCUCCGCUCCCACCCAGAGGAUGGCCGGCUGCAGAUUCGAGCCAAUCAGGGACAUUCACUACAGGUUAUGGAUCUGGAGCUAAAACCAGUUCUAGCUGGUUCUCCUGAUUGCCCCGCCGAGGCCGUUCAUGGCUCCUACCUCCGCAACUGGCCAUCCAUUCGACAGCAGGGUCUGAGCCGCAUGAAUAGGACUCACAUUCAUCUGUCAACUGGACUUCCAGGGGAGGAUGGCGUCAUUAGCGGCAUGAGGAAAAACUGCGAUCUAGCUGUGUUCAUUGAUGUCCCCAGAGCUCUGGCUGAUGGUAUUGAGUUCUUCUGGUCAGAGAAUGCUGUGUUGCUGACUGCAGGUGAUGCUGAGGGAAAACUCCUUCCUAAAUACUUCACCCGAGCCCUAAAACUCAAGCCUAGAGGAUGCAUCCUUCCCCUGCAGUAAAAGCUGCUGUGCUUGAUGUUCUCAACAAGCUUGAAUCCAACUUUGCAGUAUGUUUUUUUUUGGUUUCCAAGACUACACAAGUUUUACAUUUCCUAUAAAUAACAGGAUGACAUACACUUGCCGCCCAAUUUUAUCUUUAUAAUAAAUACUUAACCAGA